UUCUCUCUUUUUUCCUCCCCUCUUUCUAACCCCCGUCCUCGUUUUUCUCUUAUUUUUGUAUACUCUUGUUUAUCUCUCCUGCAAGGAGAGCACACUCCCGCUGUGCAAUCGAGUGAAGUGAGAACGAGGCAUCCCGAGACAAGGAAGUCGAGGGAAAGAAACUAAAAAAGAAAGAAACGGGAUAAAAGUCAGGAUAAAAAGUGAUAAUGUCGGCAUUAUGCAUCGGAUUCGCGGCCACCCUGCUGGCCAUCAUCGUCUACUUCGCGUGUUUCUUCAAAUUCAACUGGAUCCAAGACUUGAGAAAUAAGAACAAGACACGGAAAAUUUGCGGCGUUAAUGUGGGUAAACAUCGGAAGGCAGGUAAAGUACCGCCUGUGUACCCCAACGGAUGGUUCGCUCUUCUCGAAAGUUGGCAGAUAAAAAAGGGACAAGUGAAACACGUUUCUGCUCUUGGUGAAAAUUUUGCCGUUUUCAGAACCGAAAGAGGCGUUGUCAACAUUUUAGAUGCGUAUUGUCCGCAUCUAGGGGCAAAUAUGGCCGAGAAUGGCCGUGUCAAGGGAGAUUGUCUGGAGUGCCCUUUUCAUAGCUGGUCAUUUCGUGGAGAGGAUGGUUUUUGCGAGAGUAUACCUUAUACCGAAAAGGUGCCACAUAUUGCUCGAGCGAAAGUUUGGAAGUGCUGCGAAGUAAAUCGCAUCAUUUUUGUUUGGUACCACGCCGAAUCACUUGAGCCGGAAUGGCAACCACAGCCACAAAUUCAUAUAUCCGAUGGAACAUGGCACUACCAAGGUCGCAAUGAGUUCAUCGUUAAUUGUCACAUACAGGAUAUAGCCGAGAACGGGGCUGAUCCAGCGCAUCUCAACGUGGUUCACGGUCCGGCUAUGUUUCUCUCCAGCAAUUUAUCCUGGCUGGCUCGACAUUUAUGGGGCAUCAAUAUGAAUUGGCGGCCGCUCUACUCGACGUAUGAUGAAACGGACGAGGAUGCAAACAUGAACGCGGAAGUGGCGAAAACUGAACGCGUCAAAUUGAACUGCACGUCGAUUCACCCUAUGGAGACCAGCAACGGGGAUCGUCAUCUUGCAGUCUCGGAGAACUGCUUUGGCAGACGAGAAAAGCACAAAGCCGGCUUGCACAUGUUCCACAAAUUGAUCCUUCUGAAUCGCUUCAACGUGAUGGAAAUAGAAGUGCGCGCUGAACAAAUCGGGCCCAGCUACGUUGAGCUGAUGAUCGACACAUCAUUCGGGACUGUCUGUAUUCUGCAGACAGUAACGCCGAUUGAACCGUUGCUGCAACGAGUGACCCAUCAGAUCUUCUCACCGCAUUUAUUGGCGCCCUACGCCAAAAUUAUUUUUCUGGCUGAAUGUGUGAUGUUUGAGCGUGACAUCAAGAUCUGGAAUCACAAGAAAUACGAACGGCAACCGAUCCUUGUACGCGAGGACCGCACCAUCCUCGCGUACCGUCGUUGGUACUCGCAGUUUUAUUCAGAUAAUAGUCCGACCUAUCAAACAGCCAUGAAAAAUCUCGAAUGGUAACAUCGAAUCUUUUUAAAACGUAAUUUAUAUAUUUUUUUGUUAUAUUUCUAUAUAUUAUUUUA
This is a messenger RNA of Pogonomyrmex barbatus (red harvester ant), 1591 nucleotides long. RefSeq names its product cholesterol 7-desaturase nvd (gene nvd). Gene Ontology annotation, molecular function: 2 iron, 2 sulfur cluster binding; oxidoreductase activity. The record is from RefSeq and is a predicted model, not a curated record. Lineage: Eukaryota; Metazoa; Arthropoda; Insecta; Hymenoptera; Formicidae. Gene Ontology annotation, biological process: cholesterol metabolic process. Gene Ontology annotation, cellular component: cytoplasm.